AUCACCUUCUUCAGAGCGUCACAUCAACUAACGGCCCUGGUUUUGAGGAACUAACGGGGAAAGCAGCAUGUUAACAAACAGGCUGAGCACAGAGCUGAGCGCCUGGAGCAGGCAGUGAGCAGCAGCUGGACACACCAGACACAGAGGAGAGGCAGGGAUGGAGGCGAGGUGAUGCCAAAGGCACGGAGGAGACCAUGGCCGGGUGCGGUGCUGGGACACCCUUCCUGCUGCAGCUCUCCCUGCUCCUGCUCCUCCACCUGGGCGGGACGCUGGGCUGUGCCUCGGUGACUGUGGGCUCCCCCAUUGUGCCCCUGGGCUCGGCUGUCACGGCAUCCUGCACCGUCCAGAGAGAGCUCUGCCGCGGCUUGGAGCAGGGGAAGGUCCGGAUCAGAUGGAUGCUGGACAACAAGCUUGUGGCUGGGAGCCAGCGCCAGGGUCCAGGGGGCACAGAGGUGUCCAACCUCACCCUGCCCCGGUUCAACCACACGCAGGCCAGGCUAUGGUGCUGUGUGGAGUGGAACGGGACCAAGCAGCGCGUUGGCAUGGCCGAGAUCAGGGCGGGCUACCCUCCUGCGAAGCCCCUCAACCUCAGCUGCGUCCUGAACCUCAGUGACUACGGGCUGACGUGCCAAUGGGAGCAGGGAACCGACAGCCACCUCCCCACCAGCGUCGUGCUGAAGUGCACAGGGAGCAGAGCCCAGGAGGUGACGGGCUGCACCCCACGAGAAGGGCACAGCCACUGCACGGUGCCACGCCGGCUGCUGCAGCUGUACCGGCAAAUGGAGAUCUGGGUGUCUGCCACCAACGCCCUGGGCACGGCCGAGUCAGAGCAUCUCUGCAUCGAUCCCAUGGACGUGGCCAAGCUGGACCCCCCAACCCUGCAGAGCAUCCAGUCUAUCCCCUUCCAGACCGACUGCAUCACCCUGGCCUGGGAUUUGGCAUGGGGCACAGAGCAUAUGGAGCUGCAGUGUGAGCUGCGUUACCGGGCACCCGAGGACUCUGCCUGGGCCCUGGUCACCGGCAUCAGUGGCCGGGCAGGCACUGCACAGCGCUGCGGCUUCCUCUUCGGCACACAGUACCACUUCCAGAUGCGGUGCCGGCGGAAUUCAGCAUCGGCAUUGGCUCACUGGAGUGAGUGGAGCCCAUGCAGGAGCUACACCACCCACGAGAAAGGUGAGUCCCCCACAGGGAAGCUGGAUGCGUGGUGGGGGGCUGAGCCGGCCGGGACAGGGGGGUGGCUGGAGGUGCAGCUGCGCUGGAAGGCCCCACAGCAGCAGGAAGCCAACGGGCGAGUGCUGGGCUACCGCGUCACCCUGAGCCCCCGGAGGAGGGGCAGGGACCCCCCCACCGUCUGCAACACCACCCACACCCAGUGCAACUUCUCGGUGCCCGUGGGGACCAGGAGGGUCUAUCUCUCAGCCUACAACGCCGCCGGCGAGUCGGCACCGACUGAGGUCGUCCUCCUGGAGAGGAAAGGUCAGCCCCUGGCAGGGCUCCGGGCCGUGCCCGGGGGCGAGCACAGCCUCUGGGUGCACUGGGAGGCACCGCUGGUCCCAGUGACCGCCUACAUCCUGGAGUGGCAGCGGGUGACAGUAGAGCCUGGGCACUGCAGCGCAUUCUGGCAGAUGGAGCAUGACAGGGCAGCCACCACAGCUCUUAUCCAGGAUGGCAUCGAGCCUUUCCAGCGGUACAACAUAUCUCUGUACCCCCUCUACGAGAGCACUGUGGGGGUGCCCGUGCACACCACAGCCUAUUCCCAGCAGAAGGCACCAUCCCAUGCCCCAAAGCUUCACCUGAAGAGGAUCAGCAAGUCAGAGGCCGAGCUGUGCUGGGAGUCGCUGCCAGUGGACAUGCAGAACGGCUUCAUCACCAGCUACACGAUCUUUUGGGCCAACAGGAUCGCUGACCUGGCCAGUGCCACCGUGAAUACUUCCCUCAGCUCCUUUGUCAUCCGGGGCCUGAAGCCAUCGACCCUGUACAAGGUGCACAUCAUGGCAUCCACAGCUGCUGGCAGCACCAACGGCACCAGCCUGACCCUGGUGACCAAAGUGCUGGAUGACACCGAGAUCCAGUUCCUCUUCCUGACCCUGGGGCUGGUCUUCGUUGUGCUCAUGGUGUUGCUCAUCUGCUUCCAGAAGAACGAGCGGAUGAAGGAGCAGCUCUGGCCCAGUGUCCCCGACCCCGCCAACAGCAGCCUGGGCAAGUGGGUGCCAGCAGCGGUGCCGCAGGUGAGCCCGGGCGGCUCUUCUCAGUCCCCACCCAGCACAUGGCCCCUGUGA
Messenger RNA from Cyanistes caeruleus (blue tit), 2279 nucleotides. NCBI's taxonomy places the organism in Eukaryota, Metazoa, Chordata, Aves, Passeriformes, Paridae. The record is from RefSeq and is a predicted model, not a curated record.